Momordica charantia (bitter melon) is the source of this 715-nucleotide messenger RNA. RefSeq names its product Polyketide cyclase/dehydrase and lipid transport superfamily protein. The record is from RefSeq and is a predicted model, not a curated record. Lineage: Eukaryota; Viridiplantae; Streptophyta; Magnoliopsida; Cucurbitales; Cucurbitaceae.
UGAUGAUAAUGCUGACGACGGCAAUUAAAAAAAUCCAAAAAAGAAAAGGAAUAAAAGAAGGAAGUUGGUGAUGGGGGAGAUCUCACGGCCGACGACAGAUCCCCUCUCCAAUGGCGGAAACCUCUCCGGCGAAGUGGGAAGGCCGAGUUUCCGAGGCGCUAACAGUGGCCAGCGCCGACCAGAUAUGGCCGAUGCUCAAGGAUUUCUUCAAUUUCCACAAAUGGUUUCCAACCCUAGCCACCUGCUACGGAAUCGCCGGCACCAAUGGCGAGGUCGGCUGCGUCCGAUUCUGCUCCGGCUUCUCAAUUCCGUCACUCGACGGCGCCGAUCGCGUCGUUAGCUGGUCCAAGGAACGGCUGCUAGCCGUCGAUGACGACAGCCGCCGUAUACGCUACGAGAUCGUGGAUAGCAACAUCGGAUUCAAGUCGUACGUGGCCACGAUCGAGAUCGCGCCGGGAGGAGGCGACGGCGUGAUCGAAUGGAGGUUCGCGGUGGAGCCGGUGGAAGGUUUGAAGCUGGAGGAUCUGGUGAAGAAGUACCAAGAGGGAUUGCGGUCCAUGGUUAAGCGAAUGGAGGCUGCCCUAGAACUAGAAGAAUAAGGAAUUAGGGCAAAAUUGUAAUAGUCCACGUUGGGGUUUGUCCUAACUGGUAAUUUCGUAACCCUAUAUAAAUUGCUGUCAUCAUCACAACUUUAAUCGGUUUUAAAUUUUCUGGA